This is a messenger RNA of Eleginops maclovinus (Patagonian blennie), 1666 nucleotides long. It is a transcript of the gene med27, whose product is annotated as mediator complex subunit 27. The transcript has 9 exons. Gene Ontology annotation, molecular function: transcription coactivator activity. Gene Ontology annotation, biological process: regulation of transcription by RNA polymerase II. Gene Ontology annotation, cellular component: mediator complex. The record is from RefSeq and is a predicted model, not a curated record. NCBI's taxonomy places the organism in Eukaryota, Metazoa, Chordata, Actinopteri, Perciformes, Eleginopidae. Bases 673 to 1608 code for a protein of 311 amino acids.
UUCUGUUAUUUGAGCAAGUUUCAGAUGAACUUUUGUCUUGGAUCUUGUAGUAUUUGUAUAUAUAUAUAUCCUAAAUGUUAUGUUGCUUUCAUGUUAUUUUUUUAAAUAAUGAAACCAUCAUUAUUGAAUGCAAGUAUAUUUCACACACUGUAGAGUUUAUAUAGGGUCUCAUUAACUUUAUAUAUUGUACUGUAUUGAAGCGCUUUGAACAUGGACUACUCCUCCUUAACAGAGCAGCUGCAGUGAGCUUUGUUACGAGUAGAGAUUACACUCCCGUCUCCUGCAGCCUCCUCCCAGACUCCUCUGCGUGCAUUGAAGCAAUUGGCACGUCCUUCAACAUGGCGUGCCUCGAUAGAUUUCCGGGUCCAAGUCCCGAAGGGGAGAAGGUGGAGAGAGGAGUCGAGGAGGGACCUUGGAUAAACCUUGUGUCACCGAUUGUUUUAUUUAUUUAUUUGUUGUUGUUUUCUGUUCAUAAUGCCCUCGGUUAAUGUAAUGAACAACGGUGUGAUGGUCCCGUUCUGAUGCCUUUGAAAAACCAGUUCAAUAAAGUUGCUCAACAAGGAGAAAAAAAAGAUAUAUUUGUCUGACGUCAUCAGCUUGUGCGCGCCGCAGGAAGCUGUCUCUCUGACGUCAUCAGAUUGCGCUCCGUCAGUAGAGGCUCGGUCAGCAGAGAUGGCGGACGCGCUGCACGUUGGGGUCAACCUGGACGCUUUCUCGCACGCGAUCAGCGGAAUACAAGCGCUGCGCUCGAGCGUUAGCCGCGUGUUCGAGUCCCUGAAAGACGGGAUGAAAAACCGCGAGACUUUGGAGGGCCGCGAGAAGAUCUUCAUAUCCGGUUUCCAGGAGCAGCUGCAGAGCGUGAACCGGGACCUGAAUGAGCUGGAGCGGCUCAGUGGUCUGGUCGGCCGUCCUUCAGAGUCUCAUCCUCUCCACAACAGUGGGCUCCUCAGUCUGGAUCCGGUCCAGGACAAAACCCCACUGUAUUCCCAGCUGCUGCAGGCCUACAAAUGGUCCAACAAGUUGCAGUAUCACGCUGGGUUGGCCUCCAGUUUGUUGAACCAACAAUCACUCAAACGAUCGGCCAAUCAGAUGGGUGCUUCAGCCAAGAGACGACCCAAAGUCCAACCUAGUACCCUGGUACUGCCUCCUCAGUAUGUGGAUGAUGUCAUCUCAAGGAUCGGCAGGAUGUUUCCUGAUCUGACCAUCGAGCUGUUCAGACCCAACGGGACGUCUGCUGUGCUGCUGGUGACUCUGGGGAAGGUGUUGAAGGCGAUCGUUGUGAUGCGUUCGCUGUUCAUUGACAGAACUGUUGUUCGAGGAUUCAAUGAGAACGUUUACAACGAGGACGGGAAGCUGGACAUCUGGACCAAGUCUCAGUACCAGGUGUUCCAGAAGGUAACGGACCACGCCACCACCGCCUUGCUACACUACCAGCUCCCCCAGAUGCCCGACGUGGUGGUACGAUCCUUCAUGACCUGGGUCCUGAGCUACAUAAAGCUGUUCCAGUCUCCCUGUCAGCGCUGUGGACGGUACCUGCAGGACGGACUCCCUCCCACCUGGAGAGACUUUAGGACUCUGGAGGCAUUUCACGACACUUGCCGCAUGUAGACACUUCCUGUUUCUGUUUUGUACGAAGAAGUUUCAAUAAAUUUGAGUUGUUUUUUUC